Messenger RNA from Pongo pygmaeus (Bornean orangutan), 5810 nucleotides. It is a transcript of the gene KCNH1, whose product is annotated as potassium voltage-gated channel subfamily H member 1. The transcript has 11 exons. Gene Ontology annotation, biological process: regulation of membrane potential; potassium ion transmembrane transport. Gene Ontology annotation, molecular function: delayed rectifier potassium channel activity. The coding region runs from base 204 to 3173 and encodes 989 amino acids. Gene Ontology annotation, cellular component: plasma membrane; voltage-gated potassium channel complex. Lineage: Eukaryota; Metazoa; Chordata; Mammalia; Primates; Hominidae. The record is from RefSeq and is a predicted model, not a curated record.
GCACUGCGAGGCGGGCCGCAGGGAGGGAGGCGCGAAGAGGGCGCGAGGGUAGCAGCCAGAGGGAGCCGCCAGCCCUGCCUGCGGAUCCCCGCGGGGCGCAUGGGGCGCUUCGAGCAGGGACUGCAUACGGGCCCCGAGGCCAGUUUCCUGCUGUCGUAAGAAGCCGCUCCAGGACGACCCCCGGACCCCGAGCUGCUGGGAGGAUGACCAUGGCUGGGGGCAGGAGGGGACUGGUGGCCCCUCAAAACACGUUUCUGGAGAAUAUUGUCCGGCGGUCCAAUGAUACUAAUUUUGUGUUGGGGAAUGCUCAGAUAGUGGACUGGCCUAUUGUGUACAGCAAUGAUGGAUUUUGCAAGCUGUCUGGCUAUCACAGGGCAGAAGUGAUGCAAAAAAGCAGCACCUGCAGUUUUAUGUAUGGGGAGCUGACUGAUAAAGACACGAUUGAAAAAGUGCGGCAAACAUUUGAGAACUAUGAGAUGAAUUCUUUUGAAAUUCUUAUGUACAAGAAGAACAGGACACCUGUGUGGUUCUUUGUGAAAAUUGCUCCAAUUCGAAACGAACAGGAUAAAGUGGUUUUAUUUCUUUGCACUUUCAGUGACAUAACAGCUUUCAAACAGCCAAUUGAGGAUGAUUCAUGUAAAGGCUGGGGGAAGUUUGCUCGGCUGACAAGAGCACUGACAAGCAGCAGGGGUGUCCUGCAGCAGCUGGCUCCAAGCGUGCAAAAAGGCGAGAAUGUCCACAAGCACUCCCGCCUGGCAGAGGUCCUACAGCUGGGCUCAGACAUCCUUCCCCAGUACAAGCAAGAGGCACCAAAGACUCCCCCUCACAUCAUCUUACAUUAUUGUGUUUUUAAGACCACGUGGGAUUGGAUCAUCUUGAUCUUGACCUUCUAUACAGCCAUCUUGGUCCCUUAUAAUGUCUCCUUCAAAACCAGGCAGAACAAUGUGGCCUGGCUGGUUGUAGAUAGCAUCGUGGAUGUUAUCUUUUUGGUGGACAUUGUGCUCAAUUUUCAUACCACCUUUGUUGGACCAGCAGGGGAGGUGAUUUCUGACCCCAAACUUAUCCGCAUGAACUACCUGAAGACGUGGUUUGUGAUUGACCUUCUGUCCUGUUUGCCAUAUGAUGUCAUCAACGCUUUUGAGAACGUGGAUGAGGUUAGUGCCUUUAUGGGUGAUCCAGGGAAGAUUGGUUUUGCUGAUCAGAUUCCACCACCACUGGAGGGGAGAGAGAGUCAGGGCAUCAGCAGCCUGUUCAGCUCUCUAAAAGUUGUCCGGCUGCUCCGUCUUGGGCGAGUGGCCCGUAAGCUGGACCACUACAUUGAAUAUGGAGCUGCUGUGCUGGUCCUGCUGGUGUGUGUGUUUGGGCUGGCGGCACACUGGAUGGCCUGCAUCUGGUACAGCAUUGGGGACUAUGAGAUCUUUGACGAGGACACCAAGACAAUCCGCAACAACAGCUGGCUGUACCAACUAGCGAUGGACAUUGGCACCCCUUACCAGUUUAAUGGGUCUGGCUCAGGGAAGUGGGAAGGUGGUCCCAGCAAGAAUUCUGUCUACAUCUCCUCGUUGUAUUUCACAAUGACCAGCCUCACCAGUGUGGGCUUUGGGAACAUCGCCCCAUCCACAGACAUUGAGAAGAUCUUUGCAGUGGCCAUCAUGAUGAUUGGCUCACUUCUCUAUGCCACCAUCUUCGGGAAUGUGACGACCAUUUUCCAACAGAUGUAUGCCAACACCAACAGAUACCAUGAGAUGCUCAACAGUGUUCGGGACUUCCUGAAGCUCUACCAGGUGCCAAAAGGAUUGAGUGAGCGAGUAAUGGAUUAUAUUGUGUCCACUUGGUCCAUGUCCAGAGGCAUCGACACAGAGAAGGUCCUGCAGAUCUGCCCCAAGGACAUGAGAGCCGACAUCUGCGUGCACCUGAACCGCAAGGUGUUCAAGGAGCACCCGGCCUUCCGGCUGGCCAGUGAUGGCUGCCUCCGGGCACUGGCCAUGGAGUUCCAGACGGUGCACUGUGCCCCAGGGGACCUCAUCUACCAUGCAGGAGAGAGCGUUGACAGCCUCUGCUUUGUGGUUUCUGGCUCCCUGGAGGUGAUCCAAGAUGAUGAGGUGGUGGCCAUCCUAGGAAAAGGAGACGUGUUUGGAGAUGUGUUCUGGAAGGAAGCCACCCUUGCCCAGUCCUGUGCCAAUGUUAGGGCCUUGACCUACUGUGAUCUGCAUGUGAUCAAGCGGGAUGCCCUGCAGAAAGUGCUGGAAUUCUACACGGCCUUCUCCCAUUCCUUCUCCCGGAACCUGAUUCUGACGUACAACUUGAGGAAGAGGAUUGUGUUCCGGAAGAUCAGCGACGUGAAACGUGAAGAGGAAGAGCGCAUGAAACGAAAGAAUGAGGCCCCCCUGAUCUUGCCCCCGGAUCACCCUGUCCGGCGCCUCUUCCAGAGAUUCCGACAGCAGAAAGAGGCCAGGCUGGCGGCUGAGAGAGGGGGCCGGGACCUGGAUGACCUAGAUGUGGAGAAGGGCAAUGUCCUCACAGAGCACGCCUCCGCCAAUCACAGCCUUGUGAAGGCCAGUGUGGUCACCGUGCGUGAGAGUCCUGCCACGCCCGUAUCCUUCCAGGCAGCCUCCACCUCCGGGGUGCCAGACCACGCAAAACUACAGGCGCCAGGGUCUGAGUGCCUGGGCCCCAAGGGGGGCGGGGGCGAUUGUGCCAAGCGCAAAGGCUGGGCCCGCUUCAAAGAUGCUUGUGGGAAGAGUGAGGACUGGAACAAGGUGUCCAAGGCUGAGUCGAUGGAGACACUUCCCGAGAGGACAAAAGCGUCAGGCGAGGCCACACUGAAGAAGACAGACUCGUGUGACAGUGGCAUCACCAAGAGCGACCUGCGCCUGGACAACGUGGGUGAGGCUAGGAGUCCCCAGGAUCGGAGUCCCAUCCUGGCAGAGGUCAAGCAUUCGUUCUACCCCAUCCCUGAGCAGACGCUGCAGGCCACAGUCCUGGAGGUGAGGCACGAGCUGAAGGAGGACAUCAAGGCCUUAAACGCCAAAAUGACCAAUAUUGAGAAACAGCUCUCUGAGAUACUCAGGAUAUUAACUUCCAGAAGAUCCUCUCAGUCUCCUCAGGAGCUGUUUGAAAUAUCGAGGCCACAGUCCCCAGAAUCGGAGAGAGACAUUUUUGGAGCCAGCUGAGAGGUCUAUUUAAAAAAAAGUCAGAGACAGACACCUACAACCCUGCCGUCACCACCACCCCUACCACAUAUGUCCACAUGAUCAACAAUUUUCAAGUCGGCUUUUCCUAACAGAAAAAGUGGGGCCAGUGGCUUAGACGCACUCUUUCUCUAUCUGGAAAAAGAUAUGGGAAGGGUAGCGUGCCCCUACCCUGCAAGGUGGCAGCUGCAUCUGACCGUCUUUGCACAAUUUUGGAAGAAGGGACAUGCUGUCUAAAGGGUAUUUUCCUUCAUUUUUAAUUUUUUACUACCAUGAUAUUUGUAAAAGAUUAAAACUACCAGAACAGAGCAGCAGCCAUCUGGGGACUGGUGGGAAAGUGCCGAGAACCUCUCAUGUAUAUACCACGCUGGGCUCCUUUGCCAAGACCCCCCCCCCCCACGGACUGUGGUGGGCCAAGGACUUCCCGGCAUCCCCGUCCUUGUACAGCCCGUGUCUGACGUCACCAUGUUUUCCUGUAGUUGUCAUUUGUAACUAGCUCGGGACAAGCGGAGCUUGAGGGACAGGAGGGUAGAGCCCAGAAACUUUCUGUCUUAUGGUUAAGGCCAGAAAAGCAGCUGCAGGUGUGGUGCAUGCCUCCCAUAGACACUUGGAGCUGGGAAUCCUCAGGUCUCCUUUCCCAAAGGAGGUGAAACAAGGGUAAGAGCUGGAGAGGGGCCCUUAGGAUCCAGGGGUUCUCUGCAGUGCGGCCCAUAGCCUGCUUCUCUGGGACAGUUGACAGGGAGGGCUCUGGAGAGCCCAGCUGAGCCUCUAGCCCUGCUCCAUGCCACUGGCCUCACACACAGGCUCACUUGCUUCUGUUCCUUCUUGGCCUCUUCCGAAGUGUCCCCGUGGCAUUCCUCAGGGUGCGGAGCAUCGGCAGGAAGGGUCAUGAGCCCAGAGUUGCUUUAUUAACAAAGCAGACACACAGACACACACAACCUCAGAACUGUAGCAAGUGCUAUGUUUAUACUUUGAUUCUUAUUGGGAUUGCCCUGCAGACCUUUGUAUUUUGUUCACUGCACGGGGUCAUUAUAGGCACUUGGGAGCCAUGCUGGGCCUUAUUUUAAAGCCAGUCUCUCUAUUUCCUACGAAAGUCAGUAGGAUUUCAAGAGAAAAUGGAAAAAGAUUGCAGGAUCAUGAUUGUACUCUCUUCAGGAGCUGGAAAGAGAAUGAAGCAGUGAGUUUCCAGCUAUCUCUGUAAGGUGAUGGAGAGAAGUGGCCUUGGAGCUGUGGCUCCCAGUGAUGGUCACAGAGCUGCGUAUGGGCCAUCUGAGCCCCUAUGCCACGAUGCUCGGGGACACUUCACUGCCUCGUGGUCACCUAAGUCAGGUUAUUCAUGUGCUUGGGCUUCUCUCAAUGGCAUCUGAGAAAGGAAAGGAGAGAAGUCUCUUCCAGGCACAGUGGAGCUGGCCGGGGCAUAUGCCCUAGAGAGAGGUGUCAGGACCCCAAAUACUGACAAGCAAGGUUAGAAGUUCAGCUCUGAAAAGUCAACUUGGAGGGAAUGGAAUUAGGAGUACAGGUGACAGCAUGGACUUAUCCAGGGAGCUUACCUUUGCCUGUGUUAGACAGUGACCCCAUCCCUGGUACCUCUGCCCUACCAAAGAUACUCAGUGUUUCUGAGAGCCUCUGGUCUGAGCCUGCCCACCACCCCACCCCACCCCACCUCCUUAGUCCUGCCCAGUGCUCACGGUGAGUCCCAGGGCUGGGCCCUCGGUUGUCUGUGCAAGGCAGGGCUGACCUCUCAUGGUUCGCAGGGUUGGCACAGAUGGCCCUGGGAAGACAGGGCCUGCGAGCUCAAGGGAGAGUCCUACUCCAUGAGCCCUAACCUCAUAUGUAGCUUCUCACAUCAGGCUUACAGGGGCUGCCCCUGGCUUCUCCAGGUUGCGACAUAAUUAGAUUUAGCCUCAGAUGGCGGCAUACAAGAGGAAGUCUAAUUUCCUAAGGCCGAGUCACAACUAUUUGUGACUUUGGAUAAAGCUGUGAGGCCUUCAGCCUCUUUCACUUGAUAAGCUGCCAACCAGUCCUUGGGUAAGAGGCUGUAAAAUAUCUGGAAUCCCAUCUGUUGGCUGCCCCCUAACAUUCUAGUCUGCCAUUUCUCAAACAUCCUCCUCAACCUGCUUCUGAAGUUUAGGACCCACCACUUUUAAGGCAGGGCAAGCCUCUAAUCACACCCAAAACCCAGCCUCAGAAGAACCUGCCACUGGAGACACUUUUUUGCCUCCCAGCCUUCCAGGGACUUGAUUACAGGCUUCUUGUCUGGCACCCCACAGUCAAUGUCAAGAGGCCCUGCCACUUCCCUCCAGCUCUGCCUGAGAGAGACAGAUGUCCAUCUAUCUCUCAGACCUCUGGGUAUGAGGGGCAAAGAUGGUGUAAGGCUUUGAAGUCCAGACAUGUUCUGGGGGGGAAAUGUAGCUUUAGGAAUGCACUCCUGAAUCAGUGCAAACUGGGCUCAUGACCGGAAGCCAGCUCCUGCAGCAGGAAUCUGUUCAUCUUGGGGUCACAGGUGCACGUGUGGGUGCAUGGGCUUUAUUCUCCUGUAAUCCUCCCUAGGAUUUGAGGGAUUUUUUGCUGUAAUUGUUUUCUCUGAAAAAACAUUAUAUAAAUGAGCCAAACCUUUCU